Molecule: messenger RNA, 2612 nt
Organism: Bactrocera neohumeralis
Lineage: Eukaryota; Metazoa; Arthropoda; Insecta; Diptera; Tephritidae
Exons: 7
Coding region: 278-2350 (690 amino acids)
Source: RefSeq, a predicted model, not a curated record
CAACAUCAUGCAUAUUUGCGAACGCCGGUUCGAAAAUGCUAAUCAGAAAGGAAAACAUUUUUAUCAGCUGGAUUUUGUGAAUUAUAUGCAGAUUAUAUUGUUACAAUUUGCAAGUUUCAGUUAUACAGAUAAAGUAAAUACCUAAACACAUAAAUUUUAAAAAGUUGUUAAAAAAGGAAUAUAUGUGUUUGUGCAAAGCACACUAUUGAAUUUUUCCUCAAAGGGGAGUGAAGUGAAGGAUUGUUUGUUUACAAAGCUAAAAACAACCACUUCCAAAAUGAGAAAAAUACGUCGACGUUUCACAUAUAAGAUUGCUGCACUCUUAGCUGUUCUUACAGUGGUUUUAUUUUUGCUAUUUAUUGGGCCUCAAGAAAUGGAUCGUAAUGAGAAGAUUUUAAUAAUAGAGCGUUCAAUACGAUCGACUAUGAAUCGUGGUGAGUGCCGUCUCCCACAGCUGCCAUUAGAUGAUCCAGAAGUAAUGAAAUAUUAUCAUCCAGUUGACCCGAUCCAAUGUGGAAAUCCCCAAGAUGACUGGGUAACAUGUGAGAAAUCUAUAUGUUUUGUCAAGCCGGAAAUAAGUGCCACUCAAGGUGAAGUGAUUUGUACUUAUACGGAUGUAAUGCGCAGCACAGAUUAUAAUAGCAAAUAUGGUAAAUCAACCAAAACCAAGGAACCGUACAUAUUGCGAGCUAGUGAUUUUGUAAAGGUAGUGUGCCACAGUUCUUCGUCCGGUAAUAGUUGGUAUGGCAUGGCCUUUGGCAUAAGAGAUGGUGUUGCUGUGAAACCGAAAACACCUCCACAAGUUCCGAUUUAUGCUGGUCUCGCGGGUGGUGUUGCCGAUAUAGUAGCAGAAGAUAAUAAUCCUUUCGUGCCAAAACAUUUCAACGUACUUAUGUUUGGCUUUGAUUCACUCAGCCGUAAUGCAUUUCAACGCAAAUUACCUAAAUCGUAUUCAUAUUUAGUGAAUGAUUUAAAAGCCAUGGUAUUGAAAGGCUAUAAUAUUGUAGGUGAUGGUACUCCCCAAGCACUCGUGCCAUUACUUACAGGCUAUACUGAACUGGAAUUACCAGAGACUCGUACGCGAAUGCCGAAUGCAAAGAAUGUCGAUGUUUAUCCAAUGAUAUGGAAAGAGUAUGCACGCCACGGUUACUAUACCUCUUUUAACGAAGAUGUACCAAAUAUUGGUACAUUCACAUAUCGCAUGAAAGGUUUCGCCGAACAGCCAGUCGAUCACUAUUUGCGCACACUAUAUUUAGAAGCACCGAAUAUGUGGAAUUGCUGCGUCCAACACUGUAUAGGUCACCAACCAGAUCAUGUUGUAAUGUUAGAAUACACCAAAAAUUUCAUGCUUAAAUACAAGGAUUCACCACGCUUUGGCUUCAGUUUUCAUGGAGGAUUAUCACAUGACUCUAUCAAUUUAGUUGGUGCUGCUGACGAUGAGUUGAAUUCAUGGCUGCGUCAUUUAAAAGAUACGCAUCUGCUAGAUAACACCAUACUUAUUAUGAUGUCAGAUCAUGGCAAUAGAUUUGCCGAAGUUCGCGCCACCCUGCAGGGCAAACAGGAGGAACGACUUCCUUUCUUCAGUUUCACAUUUCCAAAAUCUUUUCAAGAAAGAUUCCCUCAACAGUAUGAAAAUUUCAAAGUGAACGUUGAUCAUUUGACUACUCCAUUUGACGUGCAUGCUACACUUCAGCAUCUUCUUUCGCUGCAAAGCGGUUCCGAUGACACACUGACAAAUAAUUUAAAUUCAGAUUACGAUAUGCAACCGGAAGUUGUAACUGAGAAUUUAGUAGCUCCACGUUAUCAACAGCUUGCACAAAAACGUGCUAUUUCACUAUUCGACUCAAUACCAAAAAACCGAUCAUGCAGCGAUGCCUACAUCGAACCACACUGGUGCGCCUGCCUUAACUGGCAACGUCUCUCCCUCAAUGAAAGCGAACCGCACAUACCCGUACUGCUUAAAGCAGCCGAUAGCAUAGUGAGAACAAUUAAUGAUUUAACUAAAUCAUAUCGCAAUCUUUGCGCCCCUCUUGAAUUAGAACGCAUCAACUGGGCAUUACGACUUCAUCCGCAUAAAGAGCUUCUUAACUACAAGCAAAACAGUGACAAGGACGGUUAUGUGGCAGACUUAAGUGACAAAAUGCGAAUACACGAGGAAUUAUAUCAGCUGCAGAUUGUUGUUGGGCCGGGUCAAUCUCUUUUUGAGGCUAGCGUUACAUAUGAUUUGAAAACUUUCGAUAUGCAAACAAAGGCUUCAGAAAUAUCUCGUGUAAACAAAUAUGGCGAACAAGCCAAUUGCAUAUACGAACGCAAUCCGGAAUUACGAAAGUAUUGCUACUGUCGUGCAUAGAGAUCUCUUUGAAAUGUACAUCAACUUAAUUAUUAUUUUUUAUUAGAUACUAGCAGAUCUAUUGCAUACCUGCGUUGCUCGAAUAUAUAUAGACUACUAUGAGUAUUUAUAUUUUAUUAUUGUUAUAUCACAUAUAACUCAUUAAACUGCUCAUUAAUUUACUUCGCGAGACCAUCAUAGAAACGCAAAAACAAAACUCAGUGUAUUAAAAGUAGUUUUAAAAAUACUUUAUCGUAAAUACCUUAAAUAAUAACUAGUCCAA